This is a messenger RNA of Pseudomassariella vexata, 2000 nucleotides long. Its product is annotated as amidase signature domain-containing protein. The coding region runs from base 94 to 1575 and encodes 493 amino acids. The transcript is spliced from 7 exons. The record is from RefSeq and is a predicted model, not a curated record. Lineage: Eukaryota; Fungi; Ascomycota; Sordariomycetes; Amphisphaeriales; Pseudomassariaceae.
CGAUGUAUGUUCCUCAUCCGGAGAAAAAUCUAUGGGCGGUAUCAGCAACAAACUGAAUAGUAGUUGUGCUAGAUUCCUGUCGAUGCUUUAACAAUGACAGAAAAUGGCGACAUUGCGGCACUUGCCCAGCGGAUUGCGUCAGGGGAGUUGAAUUCUGAGGUUGUGACGAGGGCGUAUAUCCACAAUGCAAUUGCAGCGCAGCGUCUUACAAACUGCCUCACCGAAGUCUUGUUUGAAGAUGCUCUGAAACAGGCACGCGAGCUGGAUGCUUACCAAGUCCAGCAUGGCCGGGUGAUGGGUCCGUUACAUGGUGUGCCCAUGACUUUCAAGGAUCAGUUCAAUAUCAAAGGCUACGAUACGACCAUGGGCUACGUUGGCCGCACUUUUCAACCCGCAGCUGAGGAUGCCGCGUUGGUGGACAUGCUAAAACGCCUGGGUGCGGUGGUGCUGGCGAAGACAAAUCUUCCGCAGAGUAUCAUGUGGUGCGAAACUGAAAACCCGCUUUGGGGCUUGACGACCAACCCGACGAGUCAGGAUUAUACCCCUGGAGGCAGCACCGGAGGUGAAUCGGCACUGUUGAGCUUACGCGGGAGCAUUAUCGGCUGGGGAACAGAUAUAGGAGGCAGUAUCAGGAUCCCCACACAUAUGAUGGGCUUGUACGGCCUCAAACCAAGUAGUGCCCGCCUCCCGUAUUGGGGGGUACCGGUUUCAACAGAGGGCCAGGAACAUGUCCCAUCGUCUGUCGGUCCACUGGCCCGCAAUCUCUCAUCCAUACGUCUGGUAAUGAAAGAACUGAUACUCUCAAGACCGUGGGAAUUUGACGCGCGGUGCGCCCCUAUACCUUGGCGAGAAGACGUCUACCAGGAGUUCCGAGCCAAGCACUUGACUGUCGGUCUACUGGUUGAUGACGGUGUUGUUCGACCGCAUCCACCAAUUACCCGAGUGCUCAUGGCUGUGGUAGAGAAACUGAAGCAAGCUGGUCAUGACAUUGUGGAAUGGAAUGCGGAUCUUCAUCCCGAAUGCAUUCAAGUUCUGGACGACUUCUACACUGCCGACGGCGGAGAAGAUAUCCGAAUAGACGUUACAGCGGGAGGCGAGCCCUUCAUCCCUCACGUGGAGGCGCUGGUCAAUAAAGGCAAAGCCAUCUCUGUCUACCAGUAUUGGCAGAUAAACAAGCGAAAAUUCGCCCUGCAACAAGCCUACCUCAAUAAGUGGAAAUCGAUCAAGUCCCCCACUACAGGAAGGCCGGUUGAUGUCAUACUUAUGCCCGCCAUGCCUCAUCCAGCCGUCCCUCACAGGUCUUGUCGCUGGGUUGGGUACACCAAGGUUUGGAAUGUGCUGGAUUACUCGGCAUUAGUCCUCCCUGCUGGAAAGGUGAUGUCUGAGGAUACAGAAGCGCAGUGGAAUUUUGAUUCGAGGAACGAGCUUGAUGAUUGGAACGCGGCGGUUUGGAAGAACGAUGGGGCUCAAAUGGCGGAGCUGGCUCUGCCGGUGGGUAUCCAGCUUAUUGGGAGAAAACUUGAGGAAGAAAAGGUGUUAGCUAUCGGAGCUGUGGUUGAUGGUAUAUUGAGGUGAUAUUUGUAUUAUACCGACUAAGCGUCUGGAUAUGAGAUUGAUAGAGGGGUUCGAAUAGGGGUUGAAUUGUCAUGUGCUCCAUACUUCUCAUAUAUUUCGACAUGGCUCGUCACUCAGAGACAUCGAAUUUAUCAAAGAAUCGAUUGGAGCGUAAGGAUUCGCAUGCUUCAUCUCACAGACAAUGUCGAACACAUUUCAUUAUUUGUUCUUAGGGGAAUUCUUAUUUGAUAGGUCUGAAAUGACGUCUUCAUUUGUGUUGAGUAAGUCUCCCGCGUAGGGAUCAAGUCAAAUAUAGUGCAGCUUCAUUUGUUGUCCUCUUUGGUGUAAUUAAUUACACUGUGCUCUUCUUCAAGAUCUCACCAGGGGGUGCAGGCAUCAUCGCACCCUCGGGGGGUUAUUCUUGCUCUUGAAGUAAUCACACAUCU